UUUGGCAAUGGUAGCCCUCCAUUGGUCUGCAGCCCCAGGCACUAUUUCUAAUUCACUUUCCAUGUAAGCAGGGAGCUAACAGAAUCAGCCACAACAUCAGCCAGCAGGACAACCAACAGGUCUAAACUCAGCAAGCUUCAAAUUAUACUUACUGCUGGUAAUCUAAAGAUGGUUGAAUGGAAUCCACAAAUCCAGCUGACAACUCCUUGGACGACUGAAUUAGCUGUCAGCACAGAGUGGUAUCCAUGGGAUUACGAUGCAUCCUCACCAGUUUUGCCUGAGCUAUGCAAAAAGGAAGCCAUCCGUGCCGUUGCACAAAUCUACCUCCCAGUAACGACCAUCCUGUUUUGUGUGCUGGGUGUCUUUGGCAAUGGGAUUCUGCUGCUGGUUCGUAUUCGUUAUCAUACUGCUCAGUCCCUUGGAGACAUCCUCCUCCUGCAUCUGGCCAUCUCUGACUUGCUGCUGCUCCUGACAUUGCCCGUGGCUGUGGCAGGGAUGGUGAGCAGCUGGCACUUAGGUACAGCCUUAUGCCAGGUUCUACAGGGCUUCCAUGCUCUUAACUCCUACAGUGGCUUCCUGUUCCUCAUGGGCCUCACGCUGGAUCGCUAUGUAGCCAUUGUGCGGGCACCCAUCACCCACCGCUUCUUGCGUCCUGCUGCCAGCCACUGGGGGAGGCUAAGUUCAUGGCUGAUAUGGCUGUUCUCUGUUGCCCUGGCACUGCCACACUUCCUGUAUGCUAAUGCCAAGGACUAUGGAGACUUUGAACUCUGCAGGGUGGCGGUCAUCACUACCACUGUUAGGCUGAUCCAGGUAGCCUUGGGCUUUGUGCUUCCAUUUACCGUCAUGGUGGCCUGCUAUGCCACCAUUGCCCGCACUCUUCUCUCCUCCCCUUGUGCCCAGUCACGCAAAGCCUUGUGGUUGAUCUUAGCCUUGGUAUUUCUCUUCCUGGCUCUGCAGCUGCCUUAUGCUCUUCUCACCUUACUGGACACAGCUGAUUUGAUAAGCCAGCGGGCAUCAAGCUGCAAAGACAUCUUCCACCGAGACCUUGCCCUUCUUAUCACCAGUGGCUUUGCCUUUGCCCGCUGCUGCCUAAAUCCCAUGCUUCAUGUCUUCCUGGGUGUGCGUUUCCGUAAGGAUCUGCAAAGAUUAAGCAAAGAUUCUGGAUGUCUGGGACAUUGGAAGUGCUGUGGGGGAAAGCCAAGAAACAGCAGCAGGCAAAUCUCACUCAGUACCCACCCAGAAGGAAUAUCAGGAAUCCUAUGAAAACGUGGGCAUGAUCCCUUCCCUAAGAAGAGUCUUGAGAUGUUGAUAAAGACACUGGUAUACACAGUUAGGAGCAUGCUCUGAAAGGGUUCAUGCCCCCUCC
Pogona vitticeps (central bearded dragon) is the source of this 1366-nucleotide messenger RNA. RefSeq names its product C-C motif chemokine receptor 10 (gene CCR10). The record is from RefSeq and is a predicted model, not a curated record. Gene Ontology annotation, molecular function: C-C chemokine binding; C-C chemokine receptor activity. Lineage: Eukaryota; Metazoa; Chordata; Lepidosauria; Squamata; Agamidae. Gene Ontology annotation, biological process: positive regulation of cytosolic calcium ion concentration; G protein-coupled receptor signaling pathway; cell chemotaxis. Gene Ontology annotation, cellular component: membrane; external side of plasma membrane.